GCCCACGCCUGUGAAGGUUCACGCUCAUCCGGAAUCACACAGAAACUAGAUGAACGCCUUCACCCGGGCACUACAGUCCAUCGCGGUACCCGGUUCAUCCUUCCAUCUAUUGGCCUUACUGGCGCACCAUGCCAAUGUCUGGUUGGAUCCCAUAUCGUCAUAUGGUACCAUACUCGGCCAAGGCAGCUGACCAGGUUAUCCUCCGAGUCUUCCUCCCUUCAUGCACAGCCUCCUCGCUGCCAAUCCGGUUGGGCUCUGACGUGCGAGAAUGCGCUUGACUACACCUUCCUAGACAACAUGUGGUUAGACACGCCACAUGUUCUCAGUACUUAG
Messenger RNA from Microthlaspi erraticum, 333 nucleotides. NCBI's taxonomy places the organism in Eukaryota, Viridiplantae, Streptophyta, Magnoliopsida, Brassicales, Brassicaceae. The record is from the annotation of a GenBank genome assembly.